AUGGUCGUUGCGGAGAGGCGGGCGAGCAAGAACAGCGAGGACUCGGACGACGGCGGAGAGGCACUCAAGUGGGUCCGCGUGCGCAAGGGCUACCAUGGGACCUCCACCAGGGCCACCGUGCGGCAGGCGAAGCCCGGCGCCACGGCUGCCCAGAGGGCCACCGUGCGCCCAGGCUCGCUCUCCACCGCCGUGCUGAGGGCCACGCAGGCCCGCCUCCGCGCGGAGGGCCGCCCAGAGGAGGCGGAGAGGGUGGGCCUGCCCGCGGAGGCCGCCAGCGCCCGGAGCCAGGCCAGCGACUUCGAGCGGCGCACCUCGGGAGAGUGUCCAGCCACCUGCUGGUGCCCACCGAGUUCGAGGACCUGA
Messenger RNA from Prorocentrum cordatum, 363 nucleotides. The record is from the annotation of a GenBank genome assembly. NCBI's taxonomy places the organism in Eukaryota, Dinophyceae, Prorocentrales, Prorocentraceae.